Messenger RNA from Odontomachus brunneus, 1982 nucleotides. RefSeq lists its product as uncharacterized. The transcript has 2 exons. Lineage: Eukaryota; Metazoa; Arthropoda; Insecta; Hymenoptera; Formicidae. The coding region runs from base 140 to 706 and encodes 188 amino acids. Gene Ontology annotation, cellular component: nucleus. The record is from RefSeq and is a predicted model, not a curated record.
GUGAUGCCAUCUGAGAUACCUUCCUUUUAGGAAAGGAAGGUUUCGUAACUGGAGUGUCUCAGGCAAAGGAUAGUUUGGACAAAAAUUUAUUACCGGCUGGGCGGCCUGGUCGGUCGGACGCGAUAAUAUUAAGAUUAAGAUGUCAGAGAAACGAGCUGGAAAUAUAACCGCUGGACAGAAAGAAAUGCUAUUAGAGUAUUUAAGUGUCCAUCCAGAAUUAAUAUCAGCAAAGUUUACAUCGAAAUUUUCGUAUAAAGAUGCUCAAAUAUUAUGGAAUGAAAUUACUCAUAAAUUAAAUGCCCUUCCUGGUGCUAAAAAGACUUGGUAUCAAUGGCGAAAGGCUUGGCAUGAUAUGAAAACUAAAGUGAAAGGGAAGAAAACCAAUAUUAACAAAAACUUAAAAAAAACUGGAGGAGGUCCACAGUCAGAAAGCAGUAUGACAUCAAUAGAUAAUAAUGUAACAAGGAAUAAAUCUCAACAAUUUGAUAAAACUCUACCAUAUAAAAAAUAUCUAAGUGGAAAUAUACAAAGUGAUUUAGAGCUACAGAAGCAAUAUUAUCACAAAAAAAUUCAACUUAUGGAACGUGAUGUUAUUGCAAAAGAGCGAAUUGCUGCAGCUAUUGAAAGAUUUUGUGCAAUAAGUAAUCAGACGGAUAAUUUGAAUUACGAAGAAGUAGAAUAUUUGGAUGAGAUAAAAAGUUCUUAAUUUGUAUUACUUUUAUUAGUGCAAAAGCUGUGCCAUACUGGUUCACUUUUUCGUAUAAUAUUUGGUGCAUAGUAAGAAAUAGUAAGUUUUGUUCAUAAAGUUUCAUUAUAUUGAUUAAUAUAAGUGUAAUCUUUUAAGUUUUUUUUAUUCUUUUCCUAAACAAAUCAGUAUUACUAUAUUUUACAUGCAUUAUUUUACAUUUCUCUCAUUACAUUAACAUCUUUCAUUACUUAUUAUUAUAAGACACAUUUUUAAAUAUAAAUAUACAGAGUCUUCCAAAAGUGUAGAAAACUCUUAAUAUUUCGUUGUAUUUAUUUAUCUGUAUAUAUAUGUGCGACAACGUUUUGACAAAAUCUUUAUUAUUGUAUAGAAGUUGGUGGUUAUUUCCAACAUUUACUAUGUUGAUAUAUAAAUUGCUAGUUUAGUAUUGUUUCAUUGGAGUACAUGAUUUUCUCAUAAAUGUUAUGUGCAUUAUUACUUUCUAUUACAUUAAAUUUUAUUUUUUGUUUAUAAUUUAACAAACGGUAAGUAACAAUUAUAUAUUUGGUUCUUUUCAUUUUUUAUAUUUGUUUUAAUUUGGCGUUUCUAGGAUCUUUAGAUGAUGAAUUAUUACAGAAUAAUGCUACACAUCCACUUAUUUUCAUAAUUUUUUAUUUAUUGAUUUGUUAUAAUUACUCGGGAAAUAAUGAUUAAAAUUAAAAAAAUAAAAACCUAUUGUAAAGCGAAUUAAUCGCUCUUUCAAAUGGUAUAUUGCUAGAGCCCUUGUCAUUUAAAAUUUUUAUGGUAAAAUGAGCUCCUCAUAUAGGGUUGAAGUUUGGCAUAUGGAAAUCGCCAAUUAACAUAUCUCCCUUGAAACUAAAGUUGACGUGUCCGAGCAUUUUUUAAAUAAAUUAGUUAAAUGCCAAAAAUCAUGUUUGUUUCGUUUUCAGUGGGCCACCCUGUAUAAGGGAUUUUCACACUUUUGGAAGACCUUGUAUAUUUUAAUAUUACAUAUAGUUAUUUUUUGACUUUUUUUAACUAUAUCCAAAUAGCACAAGACAAUCCUAUGAAUUUUAAGAAUAUUCUUCAAGAAUAUUUGGAAUAUUCUAUAGGACAUUCGUAUAUAUUCAUUGUGUAUUCGUAGAACAUUCGAAUGGCACUAAUUUAAAUAUUCUCAGAAUCUGAAUAGAAUAAUCUACCGAAUAUUCUAUAUAUUAAGUUAUGAAUAUUUAUAGAAGAUACCGAAAAAAUAUAAACAGAACGUUUAUAUUUAUAAAAAUAUAAACAUUUCUCUCUU